AAUAAUGUCAUCAUACUCGUGAUAUUUGUCCUAGCCGGUUGUUAAGUAGUUUUUAUUUAUGAAUAAAAACUAGAAUAAUCUCAUUUUUAUUUAGAUUAUUUAGUUAAAUUAUAUAGUUUAAUUAAUUUAUUAUGUUAAAUAUUAGUAAUAUUAAUAUUAGAAAAAAUGAAAUUAUUUUGUCGAGUGCUGAAAUUAAUUCAUUUUAUUGUAACUGUGUUGAUGACCGUUUACGAUUAUUUAAUUACAAUAAAAGACGAUUUGAUUAAUUACCUACGGCCUAAGACAUUAAAGUGUAUUGAUACAAUUGUUGACGUAUGUGACGUUAGUAAACUUGAGAAGCUACCGAGCCACCUGGUUAUUGUCGUUGCUUCCAAGGACAAAGUAUCAUUUUCCGAUCUUGCUAAAAUUGUAGGCUGGUGUUGUACACUUGGAAUACCAAAUAUAACUUUUUAUGAUAGAGAAGGAAUAAUUUAUGAAAAUUCGGAGCAAUUGAUAAAGGAAUUCAAUAAGCUCACACCUAAUUUUGGAUCACGUGUCAUUUGGUCGAACAAAAUAACCAAAAAAUUCGAAAAUUUAGCUAAUGGAGAAUUUAAACAGUACACAAGAGUUAAUUUUGCAAUUUACAAUGAUGGCAAACCAGAAAUAAUAAAAUUAACACGUCAACUCAGUCAAGCUGUUAAAUUAAAAUUAUUAAAGACUGAUGAUAUAAAUUAUGAUUUAAUUAACGAAAAAUUAUCGUUACCAGUGCCGGAUCCAGAUCUUGCUAUUAUUACUGGUAGAACAUUUUCAACUUUUGGUUUAUUGCCCUGGCAUAUUAGAUUAACUGAAUUUUACAACGUACCAACGCAUCAUAAUAUAUCACCGCAUAAAUUUAUUAAUAUUUUAGAAGCAUUUGCCAAAUGUCAUCAACGAUUUGGUACCUAAUUUACUAAUUUACUACCAAUAACAAAAACUAUUUUUUUUUUUCUCACGGCAUGUAAAUACUGCGAAUAGAGUAAAUAACAGAAAUCAUUGAGA
This is a messenger RNA of Cotesia glomerata, 1017 nucleotides long. RefSeq names its product dehydrodolichyl diphosphate synthase complex subunit NUS1 (gene Tango14). Gene Ontology annotation, cellular component: endoplasmic reticulum membrane; dehydrodolichyl diphosphate synthase complex. Bases 166 to 924 code for a protein of 252 amino acids. Lineage: Eukaryota; Metazoa; Arthropoda; Insecta; Hymenoptera; Braconidae. The transcript is spliced from 4 exons. Gene Ontology annotation, molecular function: ditrans,polycis-polyprenyl diphosphate synthase [(2E,6E)-farnesyl diphosphate specific] activity. The record is from RefSeq and is a predicted model, not a curated record.